Messenger RNA from Leptopilina boulardi, 1717 nucleotides. RefSeq names its product meiosis-specific nuclear structural protein 1-like. The record is from RefSeq and is a predicted model, not a curated record. Lineage: Eukaryota; Metazoa; Arthropoda; Insecta; Hymenoptera; Figitidae. The transcript has 4 exons. Gene Ontology annotation, cellular component: motile cilium. The coding region runs from base 214 to 1650 and encodes 478 amino acids. Gene Ontology annotation, biological process: cilium organization.
UCCACUCCUUCUUACCUACCGGGUUACACGACUCAUUUAAAGGCAUAAACAAAAAACAGGCAAUUUAAAAUUGUAAAUAGAAAAAAGUCAUGAGAGGUUAAAGUUAUAAAAAUUUAUAAAUGAAAAUAAUUUUCAAUUUUUGUUUCAAAUUUAAAUUUUUAUACUAAAUGAAAAAAUUAGAAUUUAUUUUAAAAAAAAAAACACACACACAAAAUGACUGCAGAAUGGCUAAAAAGAAAAGAAAUAGAAAAAAUUCGUGCGAAAAAUGAAACAAUUUGUGAAGCAAGAGCCACUGAAAAAUUACUGGAAGAAAAACGAUUGAAUGUAAUAUGUAGAGGUGAAGAGUGUGACUAUCAAAGGAUUUUGUCUACUGCACGAGAGGAAAUUGCGUUUGAAGAAAAUUUGACUCAUAAAAAAAAAGUCAUUCAACAAGCUCAUUUGGAUCGUGAAUGGACUCGAAAACUUGCCGAGGAAGUUUCCCGUCUUAAAAAUGAAGAAACGCUACAGUUGAAACAACGUCAGCUAUUAGGAUCGACUUCCCUCGAACUUCGACAAUUGGAGAAGCAACUGAGAAACGCCUACAACGCUAAAUCUUUGCAAAUUCAACUCAAUGAGAGAGAGGCAAUUCGAGCGAACACCAGAUGCCGGGAAUUGCAACAGGAUAAAGCGAUUAAGGGCUGGUAUCAAAAUGAUCAUUUGGAGCAAGAUAAUCGUGUUCAAGCUUAUGAGAAGCGAGAACGUUAUCGUCACGAUUUGCAAAAACAAUUAAUAAUUAAUUGUCAACUCAAGAAAAAUCGAAAAUUCACCGACAAUCAAAACGAUUGUAAAUUGAAUGAUGAAAUCAUUCAACUUCAUAGAGAAGACGAGGCAAAAAAAAUAAGGCGAAAAAAAGAAAUGAUAAUUAAACUCAAAGCCGAGGAAGAAUUAUUUCUUCGAGCUAAAGAAAUUGCAAAAUGUGAAGAAAAAAAAUUUCUUCUCAAUGAACAUAAUCGGAUCCAACGUAUAAUUGCAGAAAACGAAAUUCUAGUGAAAAAAGCUAAUGAAAUAAAGAAAGAAAAAUUGGCAGCAAAAGAGAUAAUGAGAGAAAGAAUAGCCUCAAAAAUAUUGGACGAUGAAAAGAAGAGAAUGGAGCGUGAGUAUAUUAUCAAUACGUUGCACGAUGAGGAAGAGAAAAUCACUAUGCAAGCAAAAUUGAGAAAACAGUCCCUGGAGAAGGAACGGCUAGCUAAAGAGUUAUUGGAGGACAUGCUGAGACAGAAGAAAAUAAAGGAUGAACGUAAAGCACACGAUGUUGCCGUUGACAACGAUUUUACUCAAUAUAUCGUUGAACAAAAUCAAAUAGGCGUCAAACAAGAAAAAGAUAAAAUCCAAGACAGACGUCUACAAGAUCUUCGUUAUGGAGAAUAUUUGAAAGCUGAGAUAGCGAGGAAGAAUUUGAUGAAAAUUGAAGAAAAGCGACGACAAGAUGAAUUAAUUUCUAAUGAUAAAAAAGCAGAAAAUAUUGAGAAACAAAAAGUUUUCGAGGAAUAUUCUAGGAUUAUUAAAUUGAACGCUCCUCAAGUUGAAGGAUAUUUCAAAUUAAAAAAUGUAUCAUUUGAAAAUUUUGAAAAUAUUUCCAAACAAAUUUAUGUGAAUCAAUCAAUUUUUUAGAAAAUUAGUCAAAAAUGUAAAAAAAUAUCAUUCUUAUAUUCCGAUAAAGUUAUAAAGUAUAAAUUAA